AUGCCCUCUAAGGCAAGAUCAUUGUUCGAGCUCACCAGGCUUCACUUGUUCCCAGUAGGGUGCGACUCCACGUUUUGGCCCUUCGGUAAGAUAGACGAUGAGCUGGCGUACUUAACGUACGAAGGGCUGACCAAUCGCAUCGGGAGCUGUCACCAGGACCGAGGGUUCAGUUCUUCUGGUGGUUCUCCUUGCCACCGUCUUUUAUAUGUUUUCGCUUACUGGUUCAAGAGCCUGCACAAUCGGUGUUGUUUCACUCCCAGCUUGUGGCGGGGCGUAUCCGUUAAUGAAGCGCUGGAUGCACUGACCUUCUCUGUUCCUCGAUAUGGCCAAAGUUUUGGUGCUAGCUGGGCCGUCCCAAUCGCUUGGGUCGCGACGACGGGUCAGUUCAAUUGGGGCAUGAUCCUGAACUUCUCAAUCGCAUCCUGCUGCUGGGCAUGUCUUUACGACACCAUUUACGCGUGUCAGGACAAGAAGGACGACGAGAAAGCCGGAGUCAAAUCCAUGGCGGUCCGUCUGGGCAACGGCAUUCGUCCUGUACUGAGUUUAUUUGAUUUAACCUUCUUCGUAUCCCUUUUGUGUGCCGGGUACUUGAACGGCCAGGGUCUCCUGUACUACGUGAUCAGUGUCAUCGCGCCGUUCCUGCUCUGUCUCUGGCACAUAUGGUCAUUUGACCAUAAUGAUCCCAAGGAUUGCUGGGAGAAAUUCACGAUACGGAUAACUGACAUAUCCACGCAAGCCGUUAUGGCGCGACUAUGGAAUGAACGCAAAUGCAUUGUGUUAAGUUGGGCGUUGUCGUCCAAAGACAAGAAACAAGUAACCGAUGAGUUUUAUGUAACGACGAUCUCUCAGUUAGAUGAUCGGUGA
Suillus clintonianus is the source of this 864-nucleotide messenger RNA. RefSeq lists its product as uncharacterized. Gene Ontology annotation, molecular function: 4-hydroxybenzoate polyprenyltransferase activity. Gene Ontology annotation, biological process: ubiquinone biosynthetic process. The record is from RefSeq and is a predicted model, not a curated record. Bases 1 to 864 code for a protein of 287 amino acids. The transcript has 8 exons. Gene Ontology annotation, cellular component: mitochondrial inner membrane. Lineage: Eukaryota; Fungi; Basidiomycota; Agaricomycetes; Boletales; Suillaceae.